CGCCCGAACACAGCAUCGAUCAGCAGCGAUGGCAGAACGCUUCGAAAUGCUUGAGAACAACCCGCAGGUGAUGAAUCACCUUGCCUACGCACUCGGUCUGGACAAGUCACUCUCUUUCUACGACAUCUACUCGCUCGACGAUCCAGACCUCCUCGCCUUCAUCCCGCGCCCUGCCCUCGCACUACUCGUGAUCAUACCCCUCACGCCGAGCUGGCACGCAGCUCGCACAGCUGAGGACAAAGACACGCCGGACUACGCAGGAAAGGGCGAGGAAGAGCCCGUCAUCUGGUUCAAGCAGCUGGAGACCAUCGGGCACGCGUGCGGAUCUAUCGGUCUUACGCAUGCUGUGCUGAACAGCGACGCGACCAAGCGCGUUCGGCCUGGCUCGACCUUGGAUCAGAUCCGCAAAGAUGCGCUGCCGAAGACGAUGAUAGAUCGGGCUAAGGUGCUGGAGAACUCGGACGCGUUCGCGAAGGCUCACGGAGAUGCCGUCAAGCUGGGUGAUACGGCGGCACCAGCAUUUGAGGUGGAGAAUGGGCAGCACUUUGUAACCUUCGUCAAGGGCAAAGACGGCCAUCUUUGGGAGCUGGAGGGUUCGCGGAAAGGCCCGCUGGAUCGAGGCGCGUUGAAGGAGGACGAGGACGUACUGAGCCCAGCAGCAUUAGAGAAGGGUCUUGGGAGGUUGAUCAAGAUCGAGGCAGAAAGUGGCGGAGACCUGAGGUUCUCUGCCAUCGCCCUUGCCGAAAGUCUGGAUUGAGCACUUUCCGGUGAGCUCAAGUUCCGCAUAGGCUUCGUCUGAUAGUCAAGAAAAAGAUGUGAUCAUUGCUACAUGCGUGACUUGCCUACAACCAACGUUUCCGGCAGGAUCAUGAUGGAAGAUAGUAGUUGCGGAUGCCAGCGAUGAGGGUCGGACUCGGAGCGACAUCGCUCC
Molecule: messenger RNA, 931 nt
Organism: Paraphaeosphaeria sporulosa
Lineage: Eukaryota; Fungi; Ascomycota; Dothideomycetes; Pleosporales; Didymosphaeriaceae
Product: cysteine proteinase
Exons: 2
Coding region: 29-757 (242 amino acids)
Biological process (GO): ubiquitin-dependent protein catabolic process; protein deubiquitination
Cellular component (GO): cytoplasm
Molecular function (GO): cysteine-type deubiquitinase activity
Source: RefSeq, a predicted model, not a curated record